This is a messenger RNA of Haliotis rufescens (red abalone), 1767 nucleotides long. RefSeq names its product periodic tryptophan protein 1 homolog. Gene Ontology annotation, molecular function: protein binding. The record is from RefSeq and is a predicted model, not a curated record. The transcript is spliced from 15 exons. NCBI's taxonomy places the organism in Eukaryota, Metazoa, Mollusca, Gastropoda, Lepetellida, Haliotidae. The coding region runs from base 94 to 1734 and encodes 546 amino acids. Gene Ontology annotation, cellular component: nucleus. Gene Ontology annotation, biological process: rRNA processing.
AACGAUAACUUCGUCUCACAUCCGGUUUAUCCACAUGGCGAGGUUUUGGGGUUUGUUUAUAAAUACAAACUACGAUUCUGAUAAAUAUCGACAAUGAAUGUUGUUCCCUGUCUGGCGUGGGUGAAAAGAGGUGUUGCAGAAAGGAAUCCACACAAGGUUGAGCUUGACAAACAGGAUUUGAAGAAAGUUAUUCAGGCCACUCGAGAAGAGCUGGAUGAACUGGAGGAUGAAUAUGAUCCAGAAGAUGAAGAAGUGCAAGCCGCGGGAGGCCACAGAAAAAUAAAAGAAGAAGUUGAGGAUACAAGUCAGAAAACAAAAAAGAAAAAGAAAGCCAAAAAACGGAAACAUGAGGAGGAGAAAGAAGAUGAAGAAGUAGAGGAUGAGGACAUUGUUUCCAAAUAUGGCCUGGACGAUUAUGAUGACGAGGGAGAUGAGGAUGCCCUCAUCAGUGGUGUCGGGGGGCUGUCGUUCUACGCCAGUAAUGAAGAAGACCCCUAUGUGACAGUGCCCAAAGAUGUUGACAGUGAUGAAGAAGACUUUGAGAUCAAACCCAUGGACAACUUGGUGCUUGCCGGCAGAGCUCACAAGGACCACUGCUUCCUGGAGGUGUAUGUGUACAACGAGACGCUGGGGAACCUGUUUGUACACCAUGACUACCUUCUGUCUUCCUUCCCCCUGGCGGUCGAGUGGCUUAGCUUCAGCCCAACAGAUUCCUCAACAGGUAACUAUGCCGCUGUGGCCACCAUGGAGCCGGUGAUAGAGAUAUGGAACCUUGAUGUGGUGGAUUGUCUCGAGCCUGCAGCUGUGCUUGGCUCAAAACAGGUCAAAAAGAAGAAGAAACGGCCAGGAGCAGCACAAAGUCAUACAGAAUCCGUGCUGGACUUGUCCUGGAAUUCCGUGGUUGGUAACGUGCUUGCCAGUGCAUCAGCGGACAACACUAUUGCAUUGUGGGAUUUAGCUGAGCAGAAGGUUGUCACUUCAAUCAGACAGCACACGGAUAAGGUACAGGCGAUACAGUGGCACCCGCGGGAGGCACAGACACUCCUGUCUGGGGGCUUCGACCAGACUGCCCGUGUGUACGACUGUCGGAGUCCGGAGGAGAAUCACAAGACCUGGGAAGUGCAGGGUGAAGUGGAGAAGGUGCUAUGGAACAACCAGUCCCCAGUCAACUUCUUCGUGACGACAGAUCAAGGCAUCAUCUACUACAUGGACAUCCGUCACGACAGUAAGCCAGUCUUCACGCUGUCAGCACACUCCGAGGCUGUCACAGGUAUUUGCCUGAGCAGUGCCACAAGGGGGUUGCUGGUGACGACCUCAUCAGACAAGAUGAUGAAGGUUUGGGACAUGGAGUCUGGCAAGCCGUCACUGGUAUUGGAGCGGAACUUGAAGAUGAGUGAGCUGUAUUGUGUUGACAGCUGCCCCGACGCCCCGUUUGUGUUCGCGUUUGGCGGGGAAAAGGAGAUGAAGGUCUGGGACAUCCGGGAAAGUGCAACCGUGAGGAAGCACUUCCACAGUCGUAUGUCUGCGACUCUACAGGCGGAGUGCAAAGGAGACGACAAGGAUUUACCUGACGAACUGGAAGAGGAUAUGAUUGCCAUGGCAACACCAGACAUGGCUGCAGAUGAUGAGGAAGAAGAAAUGAUGAAGGAAUUGGGGGAGACAACAGGCGGGCAGGGGAAGAAGAAGAAGAAGAAAAAGAAGAAGAAACAAAAAAAAGGAAUUCUUGAAUAUUGAUUGUACAUAAUGUAAUAAAUUUAUCAUAUGUAA